AUGUCAGACAAUGAUAAUGAGGUGCCAGAAUUGGAUCGUAGUCCUACUCCUCCACAAGUAACAGAGGAGGAACUUAAUCAAGAUAUACAAGAUUUAAUGAGUGAUAUUGAAAAAGAUACUCCUGACCUUGAUGAUGACGUAGAUAUUGCGGGUUCGCUUAAUGAUUGA
This is a messenger RNA of Acaulospora morrowiae, 168 nucleotides long. The record is from the annotation of a GenBank genome assembly. Lineage: Eukaryota; Fungi; Glomeromycota; Glomeromycetes; Diversisporales; Acaulosporaceae.